Molecule: messenger RNA, 2454 nt
Organism: Boleophthalmus pectinirostris (great blue-spotted mudskipper)
Lineage: Eukaryota; Metazoa; Chordata; Actinopteri; Gobiiformes; Gobiidae
Gene: ufm1
Product: ubiquitin-fold modifier 1
Exons: 6
Coding region: 106-369 (87 amino acids)
Biological process (GO): protein K69-linked ufmylation
Cellular component (GO): cytoplasm; nucleus
Source: RefSeq, a predicted model, not a curated record
AAAAUGAAAACUAAAUCAGAACUAGAUGGAUGACGUGUACGUUGGGUCCUUCGCAUUUCCGGGUUUGGAUAAACACAUUGGCUGUGGAGUCGGCUCGUCUAAAACAUGUCCAAAGUAACGUUUAAAAUCACGUUAACGUCGGACCCCCGGCUGCCAUUCAAAGUUUUAAGUGUACCAGAGAGCACACCUUUCACAGCUGUGUUGAAAUUUGCUGCUGAAGAGUUCAAAGUGCCUGCAGCUACUAGUGCGAUUAUAACAAAUGAUGGAAUAGGAAUUAACCCUGCACAGAUGGCAGGCAGCGUGUUUCUGAAGCACGGCUCGGAGCUGCGCCUCAUUCCCAGAGACCGAGUGGGAGGGCGAGGAGACUGACUCACAGCAGACCCCAGCCCACGGAGUCCAGGAAACACCUCCAACCAACGCAUAUGUAUAUUUAUUUUAUUUAGACCCCAAAUGACAGUGAUGAGGACAGGGAGAUCCAAACUGCACACGCCAAUGCAGUCUGGUUGCGUAAUUAGUGCAUCUACAUUCAACUAAAAUGGACUCAUAUUCUGAUUAGGCACAGCAUUGUCAUGACCUGUCAGUUCCUGGGCGUUAUGUAAGAUGUUGUGGUCUCGCAUGCCGUUUCACCAACACCCAUUGAUUUACCUCGUCCUAUAGGUAUUAUGGACCAUUUCUGACAGAGACCACUGCAGUUUUUGAACACGUCACAAGAGCUGCGAUGUGGUUCAGUUUUCUAGUCAAUACUUAAAGCUGCACUAUGUAACUUUUACAUUUUACUGUUUCACCAUCCGCUUGUUUCCAUGGAGAUGUUGCUUUGCUUGGAAUGUUACCCACCCAGAAUGGUAUUAAUUAUAUUAGUCUUGCAUUUAUUUCAUUACUGGUGUUUUUAUUGUUGAAAUAUCCCUUUUAAAACACAGCUGGUGAGCCCAAAAAUUUACAUAGUGUAGCUUUAAUUCUUCACACUUUAAAGGGCCCAUAUUAUGUUAUUUUAUGAUCUAUGUUAUAAUGUUUUGUCCAAAAGUAUGCCUGGGAUUGUGUUUUGUUUCAUUCACACGUUUAACGCAUAAACAUCAGCCCUGGAAUUGCUGAUCUCUACUAAAGAAAGGUAAAAGGUAGCUGAAAACUACCACUUCAUGAAAUCACAAGGUGGAAGAGACCAUUUUGUAGCCCGAUUCAUCAGUCAGGUUCACUUCGUGGAAACUAUCUGACCUCGCAGCAUUAGAAUUUGUUUGCUCGACGGUAGGCGGGUACUUUAUUUAACCAAUCGCUGCUAUUUGGCAAUGAUGUCUGUAAUGCCACUAACGGGGCUAACUGGUAUAUUAAGCUUUUCUCAAAUCCCGUAGGAGGAAGGGCAAUAACAUCUUUCCCCUUGAUAAAAUUCACCAAACAUUCUCUUUAUUUGGUUAUAAAUCCUCGAUCUCUUGAAUUGUUGCCAGCACAAAAUUUAUGGCUUUUCGCUGAUUGGCUGGUGCCUGGACUCGCACUUCCAGGGGUCUUGCAAACCGUCCAGUGUAUUCCGAUUCCUGACCUAGUCUCUGGAGAGAAGUUAAAUUGAGCGGAGACACUAGGUGGCGCCAGCCUGGCUAACCAUUUUGAUCUUUGGGGGGUGUAGACAGAUUAGUAAUGCGGGAGUACUCAAUCAUGUGUGAAUGAAACAAAACACAACUCCAGGUCUGUUUUUGAGGAGGUUGCAACAUUCUAACAUGACUUAAAGCAACAAAACAGUUAAUUUUGUGUACUAUAGAAACUUUAAUUGUAUCCACCUUCUUGUAUAUCAACUUUGAGGACAACAGGGUCUUUCCAGAAGAUCAUGUCCACUGACUGGCAUUAGAAUGAAGAGGUAAUUUCACCUGUUAGUAGCUAUAAUAUUCUGCCUAUUCAGUGUAAACUACAAGUAAAAUAAUAUAUUAUAACAGUUGUAUCUUUUGUACUAAAUAACGUAAUUGUCCUAUUUCAAUUCUAAUCAUUUCAUCAGGUUUUGUAACAUGCAAAAGCAAAAUGUCUCUUGCUGAAAUUACAUUUAAACAAUAAUUAAAUAUAUUUUUCAAAUGUAAUUUUGUGAAAGUAACGGCAUUUAUUUGUCCAAACGUUCUGUGGGCCAGCGUUAGAGGCAAAGAAUUUCACAGACCAAGAUGGAGCUCUACUGCCCCCUGUAGGCCUCUGCUGAAACAGGCUUGGUUACCUCAAUGCUUAUUAUCUAAAAACACAUGUUCUUCCUGCUACAAGUCUAAUUGGGGGUAAGGAUGCAGGUGAAAGCGAACGUGUAUGGAUUCUUAAAAUAGUCAUAAUUAAACUAAAGGAUGUAAAAACUGCAGCUAAGGUCAAAAAAACUCAAAAUCAUGUGGGAAAUAUAAGUGGGAAGUGUUGGAUGACUUGUUGCCUUUUGCCAUAUGUUGUUGUCAAAACUGAUACUAGGAAGUUACAUAUUUUUAAUUAAAACCAUGACUUGCGGGA